AUGCAAAGAGUUCGAAUCUCAUCACACCAAUCGCCCGUCCACAAGCUCGGGGACUCCCAAAUGACCUUAUCCCCAAAAUUCAAGCUUGGCCCUACCCGCGACCCAUCACUUCCCGACCCAACCCUAGAAGAAACCCACGACCCCCUAAUCCCGGGCCUCCCUGAUGACGUGGCGCUCCAAUGCCUCUUGCGGGUCCCGGUCGACCAACACCCGUCUUGCCGACCCGUCUCGCGACGAUGGUUCUCCCUCUUCGGUAGAAAGGAGCGAUUCUUCACCCUUCGAAAGGAGCUCGGUUUUCACGACCCGUGGCUUUUCGUAUUCGCCUACCACAAAUGCACCGCGAAAAUCGAGUGGAAAGUUCUUGAUCUCAUUCGCCUCUCGUGGCACUCGAUUCCCUCCAUGCCGUGCAAGGAUAAGGUUUGCCCGCAAGGGUUUCGUUGCGUUUCGACUCCUAAAGACGGGGCUUUGUACGUUUUCGGUGGUGUGGUCUCGGACGUCGAUUGCCCUCUCAACUUGGUGUUAAAAUACGAGGCGCGUAAGAACAAAUGGACCGUGAUGAAGAAAAUGAUCACGGCUCGAUCGUUUUUCGCGAGCGGAGUUAUAGACGGGAUGAUUUAUGUCGCAGGUGGGAAUAGUACGGAUCUUUUCGAGCUAAACUCGGCGGAGGUCUUUAAUCCGGUUAACGGGCUUUGGAGGCCCGUUUCGAAUAUGAGGUCCAAUAUGUCAUCUUACGACUCGGCCGUUCUUGAUGGGAAGCUUCUAGUGACGGAAGGUUGGUUUUGGCCGUUCUAUGUGGUGCCUCGUGGGCAAGUUUACGACCCGAUAACCGAUAGUUGGGGUAGUAUGGCGAUCGGGCUUCGAGAGGGUUGGACGGGCUCGAGUGUGGUGAUUGAUGGUCGGUUGUUUGUGGUGACCGAGCACGAGAGGACGAAGGUGAAGGUUUAUGACUCGGGUAGCGAUUCUUGGGAGAGUGUUGAUGGGCCCGUGUUGCCGGAGGAGAUAUGCAAGCCCUUUAAGGUGGGGAGUUGGGGGUGGGAGAUUUAUGUGGUGGGCCGGAAUUUGCAUGUGGCUGUGGGCCGGGUUGAGAGGGCUGGGUCGAAGGGGUUUCGGGUCGAGUGGCGGGUCGUGGAUGCACCGGGGUCGUUGUUUGAUCUUACGCCAGCUAGCGCGCAGGUUUUGUUCGCUUAG
Molecule: messenger RNA, 1188 nt
Organism: Striga asiatica
Lineage: Eukaryota; Viridiplantae; Streptophyta; Magnoliopsida; Lamiales; Orobanchaceae
Source: the annotation of a GenBank genome assembly